AUGGAAGAGGUGUGGAAAGAUAUCAAUCUGUCAACCCUGAACGAUCCCCAUGGAGCCUCCAACGCCGAUUACCGCAGCGUCAUCUUUCAAGACUUUCUGGCUCGAUCUCCCUAUGAUUCUCCCUCUUCCCAAGACAUCUCCUCCUCCUCUCUCUCUCCCGCCUCUCCUCUCGUCACCGCCCUCAGCCUCGGCUCCGUCGGCCCUCGCUUCCCCUUCGUUGACACCCUUCCUAAACCCACCAACUCCCACCCCGCGAGCCUCCCGUCUUUAACUCCUAAUCAUCCCUUUUCCUCUUUCCCUUGCGCUUCUGCUUCGCCCUCCUUUCGAUACAAGAGGCAGUUUCCUGAGUCUGAUAUUCAUGAUCCCAAUAACCCUCCUAUUUAUAAUGUUAAUAAUCACAGCGAUAGCUCGGGGAGUGAGCGACACAAGCGUAUGAUUAAGAAUCGGGAAUCCGCUGCUAGAUCCCGAGCUAGGAAGCAGGAAAAGACUGCCUUUUGA
This is a messenger RNA of Neltuma alba, 498 nucleotides long. RefSeq names its product protein FD-like. The record is from RefSeq and is a predicted model, not a curated record. Gene Ontology annotation, molecular function: DNA-binding transcription factor activity. Gene Ontology annotation, biological process: positive regulation of DNA-templated transcription. Gene Ontology annotation, cellular component: nucleus. The coding region runs from base 1 to 498 and encodes 165 amino acids. Lineage: Eukaryota; Viridiplantae; Streptophyta; Magnoliopsida; Fabales; Fabaceae. The transcript has a single exon.